Dalotia coriaria is the source of this 1559-nucleotide messenger RNA. RefSeq names its product asparagine--tRNA ligase, mitochondrial (gene AsnRS-m). Gene Ontology annotation, biological process: asparaginyl-tRNA aminoacylation. The coding region runs from base 91 to 1461 and encodes 456 amino acids. Gene Ontology annotation, molecular function: ATP binding; nucleic acid binding; asparagine-tRNA ligase activity. The record is from RefSeq and is a predicted model, not a curated record. Gene Ontology annotation, cellular component: mitochondrion. The transcript has 2 exons. Lineage: Eukaryota; Metazoa; Arthropoda; Insecta; Coleoptera; Staphylinidae.
ACUUCAACAUUAUAACCCAACUUUCCACAGUUUCAGAAUACCAAAAUUUCUAAUGUAUGUUUACGAUUAAACUUAUAAAAUUCUUUCAAAAUGUAUCGUGUUUUCGGACGUUCAUUUAGUUCCUUUGCUAUACCAAGCAUCAAGCAACUCUUCGCCAAAAGCAAAACAAAAGAAACAGUUACAAUUAAGGGCUGGGUAAAAUCAUUACGAAAAAUGAAAGGAAUAACAUUCUUGGACAUUUCCGAUGGUUCAACUGACAUUAAACUACAAGUAGUGGCCAAUAAAUCACUGCAACUUGAAAAUCUAACCACAGGCAGCUCAGUAACUGUUGUUGGAAGCAUGGAUAGAAAUCCCAAAGGACAAUUAGAAGUAACAGCAGAUGAUAUUGAUAUUUCUGGCAAGUGCAUCCUAGAGGAGGGGUAUCCAUUUGCACCAAGAAAGACAUAUACACCAGAAUAUGUCAGGCAAUAUUUGCAUUUAAGAUCAAGAACUAAUAAAUUUGCAUCCAUGUUGAGAAUAAGAGAUGGUGUAACACAAGCAAUUCAUGCACAUCUACAUGAUGAAGGAUAUAUUAAUAUUCAUACACCUAUUCUCACAUCAAAUGAUUGCGAAGGGGCUGGUGAAGUGUUCAAUAUUCAGCCUGAAUCUCAAAACAUUCAAAGAGCUAUGGCAAGGGAAAAUGUGCCACUGACUGAAUCUUACUUUAAUGGUAAAGUUUUCCUUACUGUGUCUGGCCAGUUGCAUUUAGAAGCAAUGGCUCAUGGCCUGAGUAAAGUGUACACACUUGGGCCAGUUUUUAGAGCAGAAAAUUCAAGAUCAAGGCUUCAUUUGGCUGAGUUUUAUAUGCUUGAACUGGAAACCGCAUUUGUUGACAAACUAGAAGAUUUAAUGUCUUGCAUAGAAAAACUAAUUCAAAACGUAACAAUUCUGGUGCUGCAUAAAUAUCAGACUGAUUUUAAACAAGCACAGAUUGGUGAUUUGGAUUUUGCAUGGACGCAGAAACAGUUUCCUGUAAUUACUCAUGAUUAUGCACUAGAAGUGUUGAAGCAAAAUGGCCGCAACUUGAACGAUGAUUGUAAUUUUACUAAAGAAGAUGAAAUAUUUUUGGUGAAACAUUGCGGUAAUGUUCCAACAUUUGUUAUAAAUUGGCCCAAAGAUCAGAAACCGUUUUACAUGAAAGAAUGUAAAACUGAAAAAGGAAAAGUAGCUGCGUUGGAUUUACUGGCCCCGAAUGUUGGCGAAAUUGUGGGCGGCAGUUUGAGGGAAGAUGAUUAUUAUUUACUACAAGAAAAACUGCCCACUGAGAAGCUGCAGUGGUAUUUGGAGUUGCGGAAAUUCGGCGGUGUCCCUACGGCUGGUUUUGGUUUAGGAUUCGAACGUUAUUUGCAAUUGUUGUUGGGAAUUACCAAUAUUAAAGACACUAUACCAUUUCCACGAUGGCCACACAAUUGCUCAUUAUAAAUUAUUGUACGAAAUCGAAUGUUUUGUUAAUUUAAAUGUAAAUAAUAGCUGAAGGCAGUUUUGUUAUGUUAAUAUAUAAAACCAUGAAACUUUUAAAA